Arabis nemorensis is the source of this 399-nucleotide messenger RNA. The record is from the annotation of a GenBank genome assembly. NCBI's taxonomy places the organism in Eukaryota, Viridiplantae, Streptophyta, Magnoliopsida, Brassicales, Brassicaceae.
AUGACAGUUCUCAAAAGGUACGUCCUAAGGCUGUUCAUGUCGAUCAAGUAUAUAACAGCAAACGUAGUGGACAGAAACAACGGGAGAAUAGUGACAACAGCUUCAUCCGUAGAACACGCAAUCAAGAACUCACUAGAGUGUGGCCGUACUUGCAAUGCCAAGGCUGCGGCUAUUGUUGGAGAAGUUUUAGCAAUGAGGCUGAAAGUAGAAGGGCUUCAAGAUGGGCAAGGAAGAGGCAUCCACGCUGAUGUCAAGAAAGAAAUUGAAAAGAAAGGGUUCAAGAGCCGAACCAAGGUAUGGGCUGUUAUUAACUCCCUAAGAAACAAUGGUGUUACACUCAUUCUAGAUGAUGAUGAUGACAGUGAUUAUCGCGAUCGUUCUUAUGAGGGUCAUCGCUGA